CUCGAGGCCAGCACGUGGUUAUUAUUGCGCAAUAGUAAGCUCAACGACUUGUCUCGAACCCAUCUCUCGGUCGACGCUUCUCGCAAGAAAUCGUCGUCAUCGACUCUACCACUAUACAAACGUGUUGUCUAGCACACUAACUACUUGCCAGACCUAAAAACUACGCCUACAGAUGGCCUCAGCAGCGGCACCAGACCAGACAGAUGCCGACAAGAAUGUUGAGCGGUGGAAGAUCAAGAAGCUGAUUAUGAGCUUGGAGGCGGCGCGAGGGAACGGGACGAGCAUGAUUUCACUCAUCAUACCGCCGAAGGACCAGAUCUCGCGCGUUUCCAAGAUGCUGGCGGACGAGUUCGGAACGGCGUCGAACAUUAAGAGUAGAGUAAACCGGCUAUCAGUAUUGAGUGCCAUUACGUCCGUACAACAGAGACUGAAGCUCUACAAUAAAGUUCCGGGUAAUGGGUUGGUCAUCUAUUGUGGUACCAUCGUAACAGAAGACGGCAAAGAGAAGAAAGUGAACAUCGACUUUGAACCGUUUCGAGCGAUCAACACGUCGCUGUAUCUCUGUGAUAACAAAUUCCACACGGAGGCUUUGACUGCUCUCUUGGCCGACGACAACAAGUUUGGGUUUAUUGUGAUGGACGGCAACGGUGCUCUGUUUGGUCAGUUGUCUGGCAAUACGAGAGAAGUUCUUCACAAGUUUACGGUCGAUCUACCGAAGAAACACGGUCGAGGUGGCCAGUCGGCAUUGCGUUUUGCUCGUCUUCGUAUGGAAAAGAGACACAACUACGUACGGAAAGUUGCUGAAACUGCCGUUCAGUUGUUCAUAUCUAACGACAAGCCAAACAUCACAGGCAUGAUCCUCGCAGGCUCAGCAGACUUCAAGACAGAACUGAGCCAAUCAGACAUGUUUGAUCCAAGGUUGCAGUGUAAAGUAUUGAAGCUGGUUGAUGUUGCUUAUGGUGGAGAGAAUGGAUUCAAUCAGGCAAUUGAAUUGGCCGCCGAAGUGCUGCAGAACGUGAAGUUUAUUCAAGAGAAGAAGCUGAUUGGAAGAUACUUUGAUGAGAUUUCUCAAAAUACAGGAAAGUACUGCUUUGGUGUUGUUGACACUCUCAAGGCAUUGGAAAUGGGCUCUGUUGAAACACUUAUUGUAUGGGAGGGUUUAGAGACGACGAGAUUUGUGAUGAAAAAUCAUCAGUCAGAUGAAGAGAAAGUGAUGUAUCUUGAUCCUGAACAGGAGAAGGACAAGAGUCUGUUUGUGGAUAAAGACACAAGCGUUGAGAUGGAACUAGUGGACAAAUUGCCAUUGCUGGAAUGGUUUGCAAACAACUAUAAGAAAUUUGGUACGACGCUGGAGAUAGUAACUGAUAGAUCACAGGAAGGGUCACAGUUUUGUAAGGGAUUUGGUGGAAUUGGAGGGAUUCUUCGAUAUCGUGUUGAUUUCCAGUCUAUGGAAUAUGAUCUGGACAAUGACGACUAUUACGAUGAUGAUUACUAAGGUAGCCUGUGAUGUGAGACACUACCAUUAUAACUAUUAUAAUACACAUCGUUGUUAUUAUUUGA
This is a messenger RNA of Corticium candelabrum, 1560 nucleotides long. RefSeq names its product eukaryotic peptide chain release factor subunit 1. Lineage: Eukaryota; Metazoa; Porifera; Homoscleromorpha; Homosclerophorida; Plakinidae. Gene Ontology annotation, biological process: cytoplasmic translational termination. Bases 173 to 1495 code for a protein of 440 amino acids. The transcript has 15 exons. The record is from RefSeq and is a predicted model, not a curated record. Gene Ontology annotation, cellular component: translation release factor complex; cytosol. Gene Ontology annotation, molecular function: translation release factor activity, codon specific; sequence-specific mRNA binding.